Molecule: messenger RNA, 709 nt
Organism: Cryptomeria japonica (Japanese cedar)
Lineage: Eukaryota; Viridiplantae; Streptophyta; Pinopsida; Cupressales; Cupressaceae
Product: histone H3.2
Exons: 1
Coding region: 65-475 (136 amino acids)
Cellular component (GO): nucleosome
Molecular function (GO): structural constituent of chromatin; protein heterodimerization activity; DNA binding
Source: RefSeq, a predicted model, not a curated record
CAAUAACAUACCAAUCGUUCAUAUUUGCAUCAGAGGAAACUGUCUGUAUUUCGCAGGAAUAUCAAUGGCGCGUACAAAGCAAACCGCAAGGAAGUCGACUGGAGGGAAAGCUCCUCGCAAGCAGCUGGCAACAAAGGCUGCGAGAAAGAGCGCCCCUGCCACAGGUGGAGUGAAGAAGCCUCAUCGAUUCAGGCCCGGAACAGUUGCUCUUCGAGAGAUCCGCAAGUAUCAGAAGAGUACAGAGCUGCUCAUAAGGAAGCUACCAUUCCAGAGGCUUGUUAGAGAGAUUGCACAGGACUUUAAGACGGAUCUGCGCUUCCAGAGCUCUGCCGUUUCGGCAUUGCAGGAGGCCUCAGAGGCGUAUCUGGUAGGGCUUUUUGAGGAUACAAACUUGUGCGCCAUUCAUGCCAAGAGGGUUACUAUCAUGCCCAAGGAUAUUCAGCUCGCUCGCCGCAUCAGAGGCGAGAGGGCUUAGAUCUGUUUGUUUUUUUCCUCUAUUUUAACGGUGUGUUUUCACACCACUGAUUAUUGGUUUUUGUUGCUCGACUCUUGGAGAUGAUUUUUACUGGUCUUGCUCUCGGACAUCUGCCCUCAAUGCGUUGAUAUUUGAUAGAUGAUGUUUAAGGAAUGGCGGUUUAAUUUUACACACUUGUCUCUUCUGUAAUCCAAACUGUUAUGAAAUCGUUAAAUGGCCGCAAUUUUGUUGUGA